AUGUGGAUGAUCAUCAAAAUCGGCCUCUCAUUCCCACUCGACGGUGCUGAAAAACCAGUAUCAUGCGAGAACUGGGACACAAGUCUGAUGAAGAAGAUCAAAGCCAAUGCCAAAGCGACAUGCACUCUCCAAUGUGGCUUAACAAAUGAGGAGCUAAACCGAGUUAGCCCAUUCUCAAGCGCCAAAGACUUGUGGGAGAAGCAAAUUGAGCUACAUGAAGCGACCUUUGAUAUUAAAGAUGGUGAAUUGGCGAGUCAACUACACACACGCAUCCAAGACCUUCCCAACGGCCUCCAUGCAAUUGGACAGAAGGUGGAAAAUCUCGACGUCAUCAAGUACAAUCAAAACAAAGGAACCAAAAGUCAAGCUAUGAACCAAACCCAAGCCUGA
Messenger RNA from Zingiber officinale, 390 nucleotides. RefSeq lists its product as uncharacterized. The record is from RefSeq and is a predicted model, not a curated record. Lineage: Eukaryota; Viridiplantae; Streptophyta; Magnoliopsida; Zingiberales; Zingiberaceae. The transcript has 3 exons. Bases 1 to 390 code for a protein of 129 amino acids.